GGGCGGAGGCAUGAGUGUGCUGUUUUGAGGGAGGCGGCGCGCGGCCGGCAGCCAUGAGCUACGACCGGGCCAUCACCGUCUUCUCUCCGGACGGGCACCUCUUCCAGGUGGAGUACGCCCAGGAGGCGGUGAAGAAGGGCUCUACGGCGGUUGGGGUCAGAGGGAAGGACAUCGUUGUUCUCGGCGUGGAGAAGAAGUCUGUGGCAAAACUUCAGGAUGAAAGAACUGUGCGGAAGAUCUGCGCCCUCGAUGACAAUGUCUGCAUGGCUUUUGCAGGGCUCACAGCUGAUGCCAGAAUAGUUAUAAACAGAGCUCGUGUAGAAUGUCAGAGCCACAGACUCACCGUGGAGGAUCCGGUCACCGUGGAGUACAUCACGCGUUACAUCGCCAGCCUGAAGCAGAGGUAUACCCAAAGCAACGGUCGCAGACCUUUUGGUAUCUCUGCUCUGAUUGUGGGAUUUGACUUUGAUGGAACCCCCCGGCUGUACCAGACUGACCCCUCUGGCACAUACCAUGCUUGGAAGGCUAAUGCCAUUGGCAGAGGAGCUAAAUCUGUACGUGAAUUCCUGGAGAAAAACUAUACUGAUGAAGCCAUUGAAACAGAUGAUCUGACCAUUAAGCUUGUCAUCAAGGCUCUUCUUGAGGUUGUGCAGUCUGGUGGGAAGAACAUCGAGCUGGCUGUUAUGAGAAGAGAUCAGCCCCUGAAGAUUCUAAGCCCUGAAGAAAUUGAGAAGUAUGUUGCUGAAAUUGAAAAAGAAAAGGAAGAAAACGAAAAGAAAAAGCAGAAGAAGACAUCAUGAUGAACCAAAUCCAGCACCUGCUGAGCUGCUUCUUUUUAACUGAAGCAAUGGGUUAUUCUGUAUAGACAAGAUGUAGGCAUUCCGUUUAUUCAUACUGUGCCCCUCUGGAGACCUACAAUAAACCUACUGAUUUUUUUUAAGCUCUUAUUUUAGAAAGAUCUGUGUGUUCCUGAUAUUUUAAUUACUAAAGAUUACGUGGUCAGCUACAGCACAGCAGUAGUGACCCAUUAAAGGAUGAAGAUUGGUUGCAUUUUUCUUCCUGGCACCCUUUAGUGAAUAGCCUCAGCUGUCACUUAUUUUCUUGUUGAAGUGGUUGUCUUAAAAACAACUGCUUCCAAUGAAUUAUGCUUUCUCUGUCCCUCAUUGCUAUUUUCCAGUGUAAAUGGCUGGGGCCCAGAUGCAAAACAUAAUGCUUUCUAUCCCAACUUGUGGUGAGUUUUACAGCACAGGGAUUUGGGGCUGUAAUGGUUUGGGAAAUGAGCAUGAGAUCUGUUUUGAAAGCACAGCAUAAGUGAGUGAGGAGGUGCAUGGAGUGCUACCUGCAGGUCAGUGCAUGAUUCACAGCUGGUUGAGAAUAAAGUGGUGUUGUGAUUGCCCACUAGGGGAUUCAUAGACCAGUGACUUCCUAAUACAAACCUAUGGGCGUGCUAAAACAAUGACAGAGGUCUACUCAUUUAUCCUUUUGUAUUGAACCUCCAUCUCCAUUCCUCCACCCUACCCCAGGUUUGGUGCCUAGCUCAGGUUCUGGUCAGGCCUGUGUACUGUCACAGCUGUCUCUGCCCAGUUUUCUUCUCUUAGCAGAGGUAGAUCACAUUGCAUAAGUGAUAGAGCCCUACCUCUGCACACCAAAGUCAUUGCUGUGUAUACAGAUAGCAGCUGAGGCAGCUCCAGUAUCCUCUCUCUGUCCUGGCCCUCUGCUCACACCCAGCACUGGGGUGAAGCUUUCAGGGAAGGGGGGAUUGCACCUUCCUGCUGUUGUUUCCUGUUUCAGAGAAGCCUCUGCCCCUUCACAGCUCUCACCUAUAAAGUUUGUGAUCCAGGUACAGUACUGCACAGGGAGGCUGUGGUGUGCCCAGACAGACCUGACACUGAAUCUAGAACAAAGAAGCAGUGCCUUAAUAAUAAAAAGGAAUGGUAUUGAA
Molecule: messenger RNA, 1942 nt
Organism: Gallus gallus (chicken)
Lineage: Eukaryota; Metazoa; Chordata; Aves; Galliformes; Phasianidae
Gene: PSMA7
Product: proteasome subunit alpha 7
Exons: 7
Coding region: 54-800 (248 amino acids)
Biological process (GO): ubiquitin-dependent protein catabolic process
Cellular component (GO): proteasome core complex, alpha-subunit complex; nucleus; proteasome core complex
Source: RefSeq, marked validated